CAAACAUCGCCUGAUCCAAAAUGCUAAAAGUUUGACGAUGUAGUCCAAACUCGGUUUCAAAAUAUUAAAACAUUCUUCCAUGACAUUUUAUGCAAUUUGUUGUCUACGUCUGGUGAGAUACGUCCUUUUCAGUAGCUUAACGUGACUUGGGUCCUUUAAGACAAAAGUUAACAGCAACAGGUCUGGCAGGUGUAUUGGAAGUGUCGGAAGUAAAUGAAGCGCGAGCUGCUUUACCUGGGCCAGGUGAGAGCAGUCAAAAAGUUUCACACACUGAGGCGUCUCCAACUCUGGCAAACAGCCCGUUCUCGGUAAAAUGAACAAUCCAAUACCAUCAAACUUGAAGUCUGAGGCGAAGAAGGCUGCUAAAAUCCUCAGGGAAUUCACAGAGAUUUCAAACAGACAAGGUCCUGACAAGCUUAUUCCAGCGCAUGUGAUUGCCAAAGCCCAGGGACUGGCCAUCUUGUCCGUCAUAAAGGCUGGGUUCAUGGUCACUGCUCGGGGGGGCAGUGGGAUAGUGAUUGCCCGUCUUGCAGAUGGAAGAUGGUCUGCUCCCACAGCCAUCGGUAUUGCUGGUCUUGGUGGGGGUUUUGAAAUUGGUCUGGAGGCAUCAGAUUUCGUUAUCAUCUUGAAUCAGCGCAGAGCUGUGGAAGCCUUCAGCAAAGGGGGAAAUCUCACGUUUGGAGGAAAUUGCACUGUGGCCGUUGGGCCUCUUGGCAGGAAUUUGGAGGCUGAUGUGGCGUUGCGCAGUACAGCGGCUGUCUACUCUUACUGCAAGUCCCGUGGCCUCUAUGCCGGAGUGUCACUUGUUGGCUCCUACCUCAUCGAACGCAAAGAAACCAACAGAAAGUUCUAUUCCCAGGACAUUCGUGCGUCUUCCAUUCUCAAUGGAGAUGUGGAACCUCCCCCUGAAGCCCAUGACCUUUAUGCCAUUUUGGAGGACUAUACAGAGAAGUACACCAGCGAGUGGCAGAGCAAACAUCUACGGUCAUCCAGCAGGAUGAGUGCAGCCCCUAGAAGACCAAAGCCCCCAAUGCAGAAGGCUGCUUCCUCCUUCACUCCAAGGGCAGAGGCUUAUUUUACAGAAACAAAACCAGCACUGUAUCCCAGCCUCUCAAGCUGGCCAUCUGAAAGAUCAGGCCAAGCGUCUGGUGGAGCUCUGGUGGUCACAGCCAUGCACCCCUUCACUGGCCAGCAGCCAGGGGACCUGAGCUUUGCGGCUGGAGACCGCAUCACCGUCCUCACCAAGACAGACUCACAGUAUGAUUGGUGGGAGGGAGAGCUGAGGGGGCAGGUGGGCAUUUUCCCUGCCAACUUUGUGUCCUACUGAGAGCGCUAAUUCAAAAGCACUUACACACAUCUUGAGGGUUUAUGGUUCAGACUCCAAAGGGAAGGGGUUUUUUUCCCCCAUUUUUCUACAACAAGCUGGCGCUGGUGUACGCUCAAAGGUCAACUUUUAAUGAACGAGGUUUUCAGUGUUAACCUAGUGGUAGAAGUAUAUUAUUUCCUUUUUUGAAGGUUCCUAUUGAAGUCUUUAUUAUUACUUAUUAUCUGACUAAUAUAAGCAUAUGAUCUUUUGACAAGUGUAUUUUAAGGUUGGUUUAGAGUUUGAUUAUGAGUUUGGUUCUGUGUUUGUUCAUGUUGCACACUGGUGUUUGGUCACAGUUUUGUACAUUUUUUUUGAAACUGUUUUUGUUCUUACUGAUUUGCAAGCUUUAAUUCAAUCAUAGAUUUAGGAAUCAUGGUGAAAGGGGCAGACAAUAAACAAAGAAACUUGAUAACUGCAAAUGAUGGAAAAAAAUGCAGCGAUAAAGUGAACAGAUUUUUUUUUAUGUAAGUAGAGCGACAGUAGCUGAUUCUGAAAGCACUUCAUUCAUCGUUUAGUAUAUUCAUCGAUUAUGUAGUCUUGUCAUUGUUGACUUUUCUUGCCUAGUGUACCGUUAAAGUGAGAUAUAUGACAAGACUGGAUUUGCUGAGUUUUCAUGCUGGGUGCGAGUUUUGCUGAGGAUGCAUCAAGUGAUUGUUCCACUACCAGUAUCAUCUUCUAGCUUCAUGCACCUGUUAGUUUGAAUGUACUUUAAUGAAAAUAUGACAUCAUUUUAUCACAUCAAGUUGCAUUAAUUCUUUCUCUUUACUGGCAGAGAUGUUGAGCAGCACAUGAAAAAACAAGCAUAAUACACAACUUUCAGAUAAGUCUCAGCAUCUAAUGUGCCCCAUUCCUCCGGUUUUGCUGUGCUUUUUAAUACUUAUUGUAGAAAAUGAGAAACAUUACACUGGGUGUUAUUAAAUUGUUAAUCAAAUGGAAAAUAAUAUAUUUAUCAUGUUGAGUGAUUCUAAUAAAUAUUAUUGAAUGACACGUGAAUCAUUUAUGAAGUUUCAUCACUUGCAAUGUUUGUAAAGUGCUUGCUUCACCUUUAAUCACACCCCCUCCCAAACCUCUCCAUAAAUCUUUGAAAAUCAAGCUUUGGCCAUUCAUCCAGUAGUAGAACUGUUAACAUUACUUUCCCACAAGAGGGCAGACAAAGCACAGUCCCAAUACAGAUGGUGGAGGACCAAGUCAGCAAUGCUUCACUUGCAGUCCAAAUGAUCAAAACACUGCAAAGCUUCAUGCUUUCUCUUUUUUAAAAGCUUUGUUCGACUCAUGAAUGGCUAACUAAAGAUGUUCCUGUGGGCAUAUAUUAUUGUUUGAUUUUCAAUGUUUUCUGUGCCAAAAUGUCUUGAUUUUUCAGAGCCAAGUAUUAGAUAUGUCGUUGUCCAAAAAAGUGAUCAUAUAAAACAGUGCUGCUGAGCUGUAAAUAAUGACAAUCUAUAGAAUUUGUUUUUCAGAAAAAGUCAUUUGAGCAUUGAUGAGUCCAUAGCAUAACCCUAGCAUAGUUGCUAGAGCAAGGAAACCACUAGAUUAAUGCUGUGCUUUCACAGUCAGUUUCUCCUACAAAUCAGCACACAGGCCCUGAAUGUUUUAAAACUUAUUUCAAAACCGAGAAAGCACAUCAUUAAAUUAAAUUAUUCUUCAAGAUGUUACACAGCAAGUUAACAGGUAAGUGAACACAGCCAAUGAUCAUUCUCACCAUAAAAGCUCUUAUUCUUCAGUUUGGUAGGCAGGGACCUUAAAGGAAUGGUUUGGUGAGAAAUCCAAUUUACACCAUUUUCCCCUUACCCAGUUGUACUCAUUCGGCUGAGACAUCUUUGAAGUCCAAAUUUUGCUUCUUUAGUUUAGAACUGGAGCAGCAUGGCUCAAUUUGCUAACAAACACUAGAACUCAAUAGUCAUCCAAACAGCCCAAAUAAGCUCUGUAAAAAUAAAUCACAAACUUUAAACUGCUAAAACUACAUCCUGGCCUUUAUUAAGAUUGUGCAGACUUGUAGAUAUUGUUCAGGAGACAGUGUGACUUACUUUGAGUUAUAAAAAAUCAUCAAAACUUUAGACUUAAUAAAAUAUUCCUUUUAUUAAUUCCUUUGAUAUGUCAGUUCACUUGGAUGCUUACGAUUAGACUAAUUGAAGGGAAAGAGGUUCCAGAAUUUUCCCACUGCAUUUCCAUUUUAUUUGGUGCACCGGCCUUCUAUCUAUAAUCACUGCCCAUUUUAUCAGGUAUACUUGUUACUGCACAGUUUAUCAACCCCCUUCUACCUCGUCCAUCGUGGAACAAGACCAUCGUCUGGCUUCAAAAUGCAAAAUGUCCUAUCAAACCAAACUGGCUGCAGUGCUUCAUUAAGUUUUUUGAGUAGACUACAAUAUCAUGACUAUCAAACCUCCUGGAUGUCUCCAACCCAAAUCUUUCACACCUUAUUCAUCUGAUCAACAACUUAUGAAUGUAGUAAUUGCCUGGAUUACGGUUGGAGCCAAACUCUGCAGGAAGGUAGAUCUCCUGGAGCAGGGUUCGUGACCACUGCCAUAGAACAUUAGGCAAAGAGCCCCAACUCAGUCCUGGAGCUCUAACGUUCUGCAGACCUUGAGUUGCAAGCCAAAUGCACUUGAUUCAGUUAAUCAAAGUCUUGCAUCAGGAUAUUAAGCCCUGUUGUAGUCAAGGGGCGAAAUACAGGGGGUCAUGGGGGUCUGGGACUCCCUAUUUAACCCCUUGGACCCCUUGGAUGUGUCAGUCA
Molecule: messenger RNA, 4097 nt
Organism: Colossoma macropomum (tambaqui)
Lineage: Eukaryota; Metazoa; Chordata; Actinopteri; Characiformes; Serrasalmidae
Gene: sh3yl1
Product: SH3 and SYLF domain containing 1
Exons: 10
Coding region: 314-1327 (337 amino acids)
Cellular component (GO): ruffle membrane
Molecular function (GO): phosphatidylinositol binding; protein binding
Source: RefSeq, a predicted model, not a curated record